Molecule: messenger RNA, 760 nt
Organism: Dimorphilus gyrociliatus
Lineage: Eukaryota; Metazoa; Annelida; Polychaeta; Dinophilidae
Source: the annotation of a GenBank genome assembly
ACACUCGGCCAUCAUGUCUCAAUACGGUCAGUUUUCUUUAUACUUAUUCUGUAUUUUCAUUUUGUUAGACGGCUCGUUUUCCUGCUACUGCGAAAACGGCGGAAGUUGCUAUUAUACGAAGGAAAGCCGGUUAAGGAAACGCUGCCAUUGCCACCGUCCCUUUUUCUUUGGGGAUAAUUGCGAGAGAGUGAACAUGUCAGCGACUUUGAAUCGUUUGGUUUCAGGAACGAUAAGCAUAACUUGGCCACUUCCUGUUAGGAUAACAAAACCUUAUACUUUUCAAUACCGUCAAGGCAAGAUAUAAUGAUUUUGCACCUUAAAAAUUAACAAAAAUAUUAAAGAUUAGAGAUUAGAUAAAUUAAAUUAACGAUGAAUAAUCAUGAGAAAUGCUUUUCUCUUCCCUUCUCAAAAUAUGAUGUGCAUAAUCGUAAUUCUAUUUGAUGGGAGAAUUGGCAAGGAAUUUGGCGAAGCCUUACUUGUUUGUUGUAUAUCGGCUUAUUCAUCUUAUUCAUCAUUAACUUCAAGAGUUCAACUUCCAGAUGAGUGUGCUGAACUAAGAGAGACUUCUAAGGAUAAACUAUUAUGGGUGAAUACAAUUGCAGCUUACGGACUUGCGCUAUGUUUAGUUUUAAUUGUUGUCGGAGUUGUAUUUACUCAGAAAACAAAAUUGGCUAUGAUUUACUCACCUGAACAGGGAAAAACUUGGGAAAGAGAGAAGUCAAACUCCAAGUUAAGUUUAGUACAAACUGCUGCAGUAUAG